GGUAUGCCCUAGAAGGUUUCUGGGUAGGGUUUUACGUACUCACCCUUAACAUUACUCUACAUAUCUGCCCACUUCUUCCCAAACCCCCUUCCAAUUCCAUGGCUCCCUCCACUGUCAUGCGCCUCCAUCUGUAUUGGUUAUGGCUCGAUUUCAAGGUUACGUUUCAGCUAGAGUACGACCGGCCUAAUGCUUUGCACCACGAUUUCUCUGUAUAAUUACUAUUUAAAAGGUACCUUUUUUAAAUAACACUCAAUUUUUGUUGUCUAUUUCUAGAUCCUUGCUGUAAUCAUGCCAGUCAUUUGGGUAUUUGGGUUGGUUUUAUUUUUUGUUUGACACUUUCGUUUCAAUUAGUUUAAUGCUUCGGAUUUGUUGAAGCCCCCUUGUACUUUCAAAAGGGCGUCGUCCAUAGUCCAUUACUAGAAAAGGGAGAUUAUUAAGGAACAGGGCAUGAAAAAUCAUUACUAUCUAUUAUUAUGGGAGGUGUUGUAGAGAAGCACCAAAUCAAAUGCCACAAACAGUUAUAAUCAGACAGCUCUUCAUUCAAGAUUAUUUAAGAGCUCCCCAUUCAAAGAUUACAAACAGUUAUUAUUUUUAAAAACUUAUCUAACAGCUCUCCAUUCAAGAUUACAGUAAUGAUCAUUACAGUUAGGUUAGUCACAAGUGCGGGCCUGAGCGCUUAAGCGCACCAGGCGAGGCACAUAUGAGAGUUAGCGCCUGUUAGAGUAGCUGAAGCACUGAAGGCCUGUUACAGUAUUUAUAGAAAUAGACUUAGCUCUCCGUUCUCCUUGGUAGGAAACAUAGAUUUCAUUGAGACCUUGUUAUUUUUUCAUAUCUAAUUGUGUCCUUGGUAGGAAACAAUUAUUGUGAGUUGAAGUAUCUCAGAAAGUGUAGUGAAAUGCAGUGUUCUACAAGUGACAAAGAUAUUUCAUCAGAUAGAGAACUAAGGAGGCACAAAAGAAAAUGCCAAAGGAUUUUACGUUUGAAAGACAUUAAGAUUUCAGAGUUGAUGGCUCAAAAGAGAAUUAGAUGGAAGAAUUAUAACAAAAUUGCAAAUGACAUAAGUGAAAAAAAUAGACAAAAAUUUAAUGAACUUAAUAUAACAUACAAGAAGAUAGAGUCAGAUGUGAAAAAGAUCAACGAAUUGCAAAUGUCCAACUUAGAUUUGGAGAAUAAAAUUUCAAACAUGAAAGCCAUAUCCGUUAAGCAAAAUGGUGAGAUUUUUAGGCUUUCCAAUGAACCACGAUCAUUGAAGAAUAGAAAGAGAAUGAUACCUAGGACUGUUUCAAUGAAGAAUGGGAAGAGAUUCAUUUCGGCAGUACAAUUAUCUCAUCCUCAUUUGUUGCAACUAUCUCAACCGGAGGAGGUGGAGGCAUAUGACCAGGGACGGAGGUAUGCAUAGUGUUAGGUAAAAGUGUUUCCCUUUGUUGUGUUUUGAAAUUUUAAUUUCUUUAGUUAAUUAUUUUUUUCUAGUACUUUGGAAUAAGUCAUCCACUUAAUAUAUUAUUCUUUUACAUUAAAGUGAUGAAAUAUAUACAACGUAUUACUUAUGAAUAAUAUAUACGGAGUAUAAGUUUAAAUCUAUUACUUUAUUUCCUUUUCAUUUAAGUAGAUAGAGUUAUUCAUCUUAUAGAAGAAAGUUUUUGAAAAAUUGAACAUGUCAUUAUAAUAUUUUGAUUUUUUUAAUCGUCCUACAAAAUCUUGAAGAAUAUAUUCAACUACACAACAAAUUUUAAUACAAUGCGUUUUUGUAUUUAUAUGAUACAUUUGAUAGUUUGUUAUACGUAGUACAUUUUGGCCCCCCCUCCAAUAGAAUCCUGACUCCGUUCUUGCAUAUGACAAUGCUAAAAGCAAAAUAAACUCCAAAGUAAUUGUUUUGUUUAAGCUCAGUACUCCAGUUGUACCAUUAGACCCAUUCUCUUCUGCUUACAAUUUUUUGCUGCAUAGAAAUAUUAUUUAAUAAAUAAUUUUUUUAGAAUAUGAUGAUUAUAAUAUUGCAGGAUCGAUGUGUGGUUUUGGAGCGUCAAUUUGUUGAGCUUAAGAAUGAAACGGAGACGAUACAAGUUGGAAUGACAGAGCUUAAGACAGUAAAUUAAAAAUUGAUGGAAGAAAAUCUAGAACAAAGAACAUAUUUCAAUUCUUCUAUGAGCAUCUAUGUUUUGAUCGAUAUGUCCAUCUAUGUUUGGGCAGAUGUCACAACUCCAACAAUCAUUACCAUUCAAACAACAACAACGUGCAUCCUUCAGCCAACUUUUUCAGAUGACAUACUCUCAAGAACAACAUGAAACGUUGGGGGAUCAACCUCUACAGUUUGGUCUCACUGGUUUGACACAACCUACAUCAUCUAAACGGUGCUCAAGAGCGCCUCCCUUGCAAAUCAACCAACUCAUGCACCACCUAUUCUUUCGAUGCGGCGUACUCGUGAGAGCUCAUCUAGCUAUUAUUCUGAUGAUGACGAGGAAAGUGACGAUAUGAAUGAUGAUAGUUAGUAAAGAAUGUAGUGUGUUCUGACUUCCAUCAUUUGCAAUGGAGCCAAAGAUUCAUUAUUUUUUGGCUUGAGAAUAUGAUGGAAUAAAGUAGCAGUUAUGAAGUAGCAGUCAGUUCAUGCAAUUUUGGACGCGUUUUUCAUUAUGGGUCAUCCAGAAACAGUUUCUCUGUGCUUUAGUAUACGGAUAAGACUGCGUACAUCUGACCUUCCUGACCCCACCGUAGGUAGGAGCCUUUGCGGCACUGGGGUAAAUGAAAAUGAAAUGUGUUCUGAAUUUUUUAGUUAAAACUCUGUUAUAUGUUCUAUGCUUUUGGUGAAGAGUAGUUUUAGUGUACUAAAGCAGUCAGCCUUCAACGUAAUGUUAACAUUUAUUUUUAUUAUGUUAUACUUGUAUAUUACUGUAUUAUUUUAGUUUAUAUGAAGUAUUAGAAAGUAAUACAAAUUAUACGAUGUACUUGAUGAAUAUACUUAUAUACUUGGUAUGCCUUAUGAGGGAGGAAUCCUUAUU
Cuscuta epithymum is the source of this 2993-nucleotide messenger RNA. The record is from the annotation of a GenBank genome assembly. NCBI's taxonomy places the organism in Eukaryota, Viridiplantae, Streptophyta, Magnoliopsida, Solanales, Convolvulaceae.